Rosa rugosa (rugosa rose) is the source of this 720-nucleotide messenger RNA. RefSeq lists its product as uncharacterized. The record is from RefSeq and is a predicted model, not a curated record. The coding region runs from base 1 to 720 and encodes 239 amino acids. The transcript is spliced from 2 exons. NCBI's taxonomy places the organism in Eukaryota, Viridiplantae, Streptophyta, Magnoliopsida, Rosales, Rosaceae.
AUGUGUGCGACUAAUGCCGUUGUGAUCGCAGCAGUUGCUGAAGCUGAAUCUGCUAAUCAAACUCGACGACGGGGUUCCCGAUCGGUUCGUGCACUAAACGAGGAGCAAUUUAGGGAAGAAAGAGGCAAAAACAUGAUGGAAGAUUACUUUGUUGAACGUCCAGUUUUCAAUGAUGAGGAAUUCCGAACAUGCUACAGGAUGAGUCACAACGUCUUCAACCGCAUCUCUGGUGACCUUUGCCGCUAUGAUCAAUGGGCGACUUUCGUGAAAUCAAUUCCAAGGCCUACACGACCCAAGGAUCUCAAGUUUUUCCAGGCUCAAGAGGGGUACAUGAAGGAUGUGGAAAGAUGUUUUGGUAUUUUACAAUCGCGCUUUAGUAUUGUUAGAGGAGCUGCUCGUGGGUGGGAUAUAAAAGACCUUCGAUACAUCAUGUUGACUUGUAUUAUAUUACACAACAUGAUAGUCGAGGAUGAAAGACCUGAGGACAGUGAUGAAGACUUAGAGUCAGAUGAAGAAAAGGAUAACAAUAUGAGGCCCAGGUUGGCUACGGUUUGGGAAGGACCGACCGGUGAUGACUUUGAUUCUGUUGGUAGAGAUGGUCAUAAUUUCAACCGAUUCAUGGAUCGAUACGAUGCCAUUAGAUGUGAGUACACUCACUCAAACCUUCAAGAAGAUCUCAUAGAGCAUUUAUGCAACAUUCAAGGCAACUUGCAGAUCUAG